Messenger RNA from Talaromyces amestolkiae, 666 nucleotides. RefSeq lists its product as uncharacterized. The record is from RefSeq and is a predicted model, not a curated record. The transcript has a single exon. Lineage: Eukaryota; Fungi; Ascomycota; Eurotiomycetes; Eurotiales; Trichocomaceae. The coding region runs from base 1 to 666 and encodes 221 amino acids.
AUGGCAUCGACAGACCGCCCAGAAAUCCUGCUUCUAUGUCUCUCGUACCAGGAGUUUCUGGAUGAGAGCUACGCUCCUCUAAUCGACAAACUCGCGAAUUCCGCUAAGGUGAAGCGCGCCAAAUCAGCUGCCGGUGCAAUUCGCUAUUUAGCAGCAAACAACCCCAAAGCCAUCAUCAUCACGGACGAAGGUAUAACCGAAAAGGAAAAUGAAGAAGCACUCCAUAAGUUACACUCGUACAUUCACAAUGGUGGUCUCGCCAUUAUCGGUUUGCAUUUUCCAACUUUUACGCAGAUGGGUCGCUUUGAUUAUCUCUUCGGAAGGGUGUUUGAGCUGCCUUGGAGACAUGGCGAUUAUCAUCGUACCACUUUCCAGGUCAAUCCAUCCUGCACUCUUCCGGCUGGUGUUGAGCUUUCUUCGAUGCCAGAGCCGUAUAGCAUGAAGGUGCUUCAUAUCAAGAACGCGCGCCCUCAUGAGAAAAUUUUUGUGCCUGUAGCCGAUGCUAUGACCCAGUCGUAUGUCUUCCCACCGUCGUAUGUGGAUCAGACUCAAGCUGCGACAGCAGGAGCUAAGAUUGGAGAUGGGUACUUGGUGUACUGCGGUGAUGUGAAUCCCGAAGUUGGUUCGGAUCACACCAUCCUAGCUCUGUGCGGCAUUCAGGCAUGA